Medioppia subpectinata is the source of this 1918-nucleotide messenger RNA. Lineage: Eukaryota; Metazoa; Arthropoda; Arachnida; Sarcoptiformes; Oppiidae. The record is from the annotation of a GenBank genome assembly.
CGUCAACUCAAAUGUUGUUUCAAAACAUUGUUUUCAUUUGAUUUACAGUUUGUUUGAAACAAUCAAUCGUUUUAUGCUUUUAGACGCCAAUGGAUUGGAGUUGAGAUCACACGCAAAGAGUGGCAAAACAAUUGAUACAAUAGAUUGAGAAUCGAUGGCUCGAAACACUUCUUCCUCCAUAUCUUCGAUGAUGGCUAACAUCAACACCAAUAAGAAGACAUUCAAGUCAUACGUGGAUUUGGGCAUCAAUUCAGACAAAGAGAGUGCCGUCAAUACGGAUGACAUGUGGACCACUUUGGAUGAGAACGGAGUGACUACUGAUUUGGGCAAAACUCGCCGCAACUCAUGGCUAUCGUUGGAUAUGAGAGACCGAAGAGCUGUCACCCGAAGCGCGUCAUCGAUGGGAUCAAUAAUGAGUGAUACCGUCGAAGGCGUCAAUUACUUCUACACUCAUACCAAACACAAGACGGGAAUUUGCGGACAAUUGACACUCAAUGGCAGCGGAUUAAUGUUCUUAAGCUAUACUCCACAACACAUGGACGACAAGACGGACCAAACCAUUCAUUCGUUGUCACAAUUCAUACCAUUUAAUAGCGAGAAGUCAUCCAAAUUUGAGAUCGAUUUGUUGGCAAUCGAUCAGAUGAAGGACUCGAUCGACAGUAACUUUGUUUCGAUGACAAUCUUUUGCUGUAAUUUCCGUCGGAUUCGCUUCCAGAUGAAGAAUUGCGAGCAAACGAAACGAUUGGUCGACAAAUUGAGUCGACUAUCAGUGAAUAGUAUUCUUAAAAAGCCAUCAAAACUUACGAAAUCGUUAAAAGAUAAUUACAGUUAUCUUUUAAACGCCGAUUGGGAUCAGUUAGAGAGCCAUUGGAAGGACUGCUAUAAACUAAGACUAUCGCAAAUCAAUGAGAACUACCAGUUGUGCGAUAGUCUUCCGCCCACUUUCGUUGUGCCCAAAGUGAUCACUGAUCACAUGUUGACAGCACUUGUCUCCACUCAAACCAGAGGACAGAGAGUUCCCAUUGUUUCAUACCUUUAUCCACAAAACGGCAAUUUAUUGAUCAGAAGUUCUGCUUUUGAUAAUUACGAAGACCUCAACUCUUUGUUGAAAGAUAUGGUCAAACCUUUGCGACAAAUUAAUGUGGAAUCACUUUUGCCGACACUUCUGGUUGUGGAACAAAGUUAUGACAAAUUAAAAGAAGUUUGUUUUCAAAGUAAUUUGAAUGAAGAGACGAGCGGUUGUAUCAACAAAAUUGGGAAAUGGAUUACUUGUGUCAACACAACACUCAAAGUGGUCGCACAAAUCGUUAAUAUCAUGACAACUGAAUCGUCAGUUGGAUUAGUCGAAGACAUGGACAGAGAUUGGAAUUGUGUCAUCUCUUCGUUGGUGCAGAUAAUGGUUGAUCCGAGAAGAAGAACAUUCAGUGGCUUUGAAUCGCUGAUAAGUAAAGAAUGGCUUUACUUAACGGGUUUGGCGUAUCGGAAGAAUAGCCCCCGAAAUGUGAAUCAUAUAUUGUUGACACUAUUUCUCGAUUGUGUUUCACAACUCAUAAUUCAAAACCCGUAUGACUUCGAGUUCUCCACUUUCUAUCUCAUGUAUCUCUUUGACUGUCAAUACAUACAGCCGUCGACACCAUUCGUUCCUAACUUCAGAAACGCUUCCAAAACAAGUUCAUCAGACAUUGAGUUCAAGUGUCCGCCCAUUAGAGAGGGUUUACCUCUCAAUCAUAUGAUGAUCAUUAAGAGUCCGAUAUAUAAGAGACGCAAAACAAUAGUAUUGAAAUUGAAUGCACACAUCAGUAAAACCGAGUUCUGGUCAGCGCUUUACCUGCGCUGGCAAUCAAAGCCUAAUUUAGAGCAUUUGUCUGCCUUUGAAAUCAUUUAUUUAAAUGAAUUACAAUCGAGAAAUCAAUUAUGA